Abrus precatorius (Indian licorice) is the source of this 1728-nucleotide messenger RNA. RefSeq names its product RHOMBOID-like protein 1. Gene Ontology annotation, molecular function: serine-type endopeptidase activity. Gene Ontology annotation, cellular component: membrane. Gene Ontology annotation, biological process: proteolysis. The record is from RefSeq and is a predicted model, not a curated record. Bases 158 to 1309 code for a protein of 383 amino acids. The transcript is spliced from 6 exons. NCBI's taxonomy places the organism in Eukaryota, Viridiplantae, Streptophyta, Magnoliopsida, Fabales, Fabaceae.
ACCUCAUUCCUAACUUCGUUUAGUUUUGUUAGAUUCUCGUAACUCCGAAACUCCCUAUCAACCCAUUCCCAAAUUUAUUUUCAUUGGUGGGUGCAAAUUAUUAUUAUUAAUUACAGCAAUGCGAUAGAAAGUUGAAAUCUUUGUGAAAGGGAAGAUCAUGGGGACCGACCCAUCUUCUGGCACUGUGGAGGUUCAGGUUCAUCCACGCCGUGAAAGCACCACCGUUCAUCCGGGACGGGGUGCUCCGCCCGCUCCUCCGCCGCGGGAUCGUGACUUCAGCCUCUUCAAGCGGUGGUUCCCAUGGCUGGUGCCGUUGUUUGUGGUGGCCAAUAUUGUUGUAUUCAUCAUCACAAUGUAUGUGAAUGAUUGUCCCAAACAUUCUCUGCCUCAUUCCUGUGUUGUUUCCUUUCUGGGGAGAUUCUCCUUUCAGCCCCUCAAAGAGAACCCCCUCUUUGGCCCUUCUUCCUCCACAUUAGAGAAGAUGGGGGCUCUAGAAGUGGAUAAAGUGGUUCAUAGGCACCAGGUUUGGCGGCUUUUCUCUUGUAUAUGGUUGCACGGUGGGGUUAUCCAUGUGCUUGCCAACAUGUUCAGUCUUGUUUUUAUUGGAAUUCGGCUUGAGCAAGAAUUUGGAUUUGUUAGAAUUGGAUUUCUAUAUGUGAUAUCUGGUUUUGGAGGGAGUUUGCUGUCUGCUCUAUUCAUACAAGAAGGUAUCUCUGUUGGUGCUUCUGGUGCAUUGUUUGGCUUACUAGGAGGCAUGUUAUCGGAGCUCUUAAUAAAUUGGACAAUAUAUGCCAAUAAGUUCGCCGCAUUGUUGACUCUUGUAGUCAUCAUUGUAAUCAAUUUAGCAGUUGGAAUCCUUCCACAUGUAGACAAUUUUGCUCAUAUUGGAGGAUUUGUCUCUGGCUUUCUUCUUGGAUUUGUCUUUCUGAUUCGCCCCCAAUUCAAAUGGGUUAGCCAAAGGAAUUCUCAUUAUAGACAUGGCGCACGUCGGGUGAAAUAUAAACACAAACCUUAUCAAUAUGUACUGUGGUUCAUAUCUUUCAUUGUGCUGACUGCCGGGUUGAUUACUGGGCUGGUUUUGCUACUUCGAAGUGUUAACUUGAAUGAUCGUUGCUCGUGGUGUCAUUACUUAAGUUGUGUCCCUACCUCAAAAUGGAGCUGCAAAGCACAGCGAAUUUAUUGUGAGACAAACCAAAUUGGAAACCAACUUAACAUAACUUGCUUGAGCAAUGGGAGAAGUGACGUUUUUCCUCUUUCAAAUACUAGCUCUUCCCAGGCUCAACAGCUAUGUUCUCGACUUUGCAGUUGAUAGAUACACAUGCAACAUUUCUUGAUUCGAUGCCAUUCAACAACUUGUGUAUAUAUGAUCUAUUCUUGCUACUACAGAGGAAAUCUUCUGGAUUGCUAAUAAGGGUGGCUGUGUCCUCCAUUAUAUGAGUAUAUAUUCUUGACACUGCUAGAGGAGAGGAAGGUGUAUUUGAUUAAAGAAGCAAAAUAAUUCUCAAAUAUUGUAAAUCCUGUCUAAUGGAUUGAUCCGAAGAAAAACAAAAAUGUUUUAGAUUUUCAGCUUUGGAUCUUGUUACGGGUCAGUUAUCUUUGUUAAACAACAUCUAACCCAAAAGCUUCUAUGUUUUCCUAGACAUCAAAUAUCUUCUUGAUAGCCUUAGAUAUGUGCUGUGUUAUGGUAUCUCUAAUGAUACACUUUAAAUGCAAUGGCAUCGAGGCUUC